AUGGGCGCCACCGCCUCUUCUUCUUCUCGGUCUUCUUCAUGUCACGUGCUGCUGUUGCUGUUGUUUCUAUUUAGUGUCCAGGCGUCUUCCAUCAACGGCGGCGGAUCCUCUGGUGGAUCUCUUUUGCUGCCCUUCUACUCAGCCACCGGCUCCGUACAGACGGAUCCCUGCUACGAUGAGUCAGGCAACCCUAAACGCUGCAUACCCGACUUUGUGAACGCCGCCUUCGGGAAGAUCGCAAAGGUUUCCAGCGAAUGCGGCGCCACGCCGACCAACCACUGCUUCCUGCGGACGGACGAGAAGACCGGCGAGACGGUGCGCAGCUGCGAGCUGUGCGACCGGGCGCACUACCGCCGCCGCCACCCGCCCCACUACCUCACCGACCUGAACAACCCGCACAACCUCACCUGCUGGAUGUCCGAGCCCUUCAGCAGCCCCAACCAGAAUGUCACCGUCACGCUGUCGCUGGGCAAGAAGUACGAGCUCACCUACAUUAGUCUGCAAUUUUGCGACACCAAGCCGGACUCGAUGGCCAUCUUCAAGAGCAUGGACUACGGCGAGACAUGGCAUCCCUUUCAGUACUACUCCAGUCAGUGCCGCAAGGUCUACGGACGGCAGAAUCGGGCGGCCAUUACCAAGGCCAAUGAACAGGAGCCACUGUGCGCCGACUCAAACACCGAGCCCAUUUCCGGCUCUCGGGUCGCCUUCAGCACCCUCGAGGGCCGGCCCUCGGCGUACGACUUUGACAACAGUCCGGUGCUGCAGGACUGGGUGACCGCCACCGACAUCAAGAUCGUCUUCAACCGUGAUCGAGUGCUGCUGAAUCCGGCUACCUCUUUGUCCUCCUCCUCCUCCUCCACUACCGAGGGCAUCUUCUACGCCGUCUCCGAUCUGGCCGUUGGUGGCCGCUGUAAAUGCAAUGGCCACGCUUCAAGAUGCAUCCACGACAGUGAAGGUCAGCUGACGUGCGACUGCAAGCACAACACCGCCGGUCGGGACUGCGAGAAGUGCAAGCCCUUUCACUUUGACCAGCCCUGGGCGCGGGCCACCGCGCAGGAGGCGCCCGAGUGUCAGCCCUGCAAUUGCAAUCUGCACGCUCGCAAGUGUCGCUUCAACAAUGAGCUGUACAAGCUGUCGGGCGGCAAGAGCGGCGGCGUCUGCUUGAACUGUCGACACAACACCGCCGGCAGGCACUGUCACUACUGCAAAGAGGGGUACUUUCGCGACUCGAGCAAGCCCAUCUCACAUCGCAAGGCCUGUCGAGCCUGCGACUGCCACCCGGUGGGCUCCUCCGGGCGGACGUGCAACAUCACCAGCGGCCAGUGCCAGUGCAAGCCAGGCGUUACCGGACUCACAUGCAAUCGAUGCGCCAAGGGUUAUCAGCAGUCGAGGUCCACCGUGCAGCCCUGUAUCACCGAAAACAGCUGCAUUGAGUGUCGAAUAUCGACGCAGCAGAUCAACCUGCACAAGUACUGCAGCAAGGACUUUGCCAUCCAGGCGACCGUUCUCUCUCGUGAGACAAUCGAAGACUGGGUCAAAUUCACGCUGCAGGUGGUGCACGUCUUCAAGCACAGCUCCGCCCGACUGAAGAAGAGCAUCGAGUCGCUGUGGGUGCCCAUCGAUGAUCUGGCCUGCAAGUGCCCCAAGCUGAAAAUGAAGCACAGCUACCUCAUUCUCGGCACGUACCAGAAGGACGCUUCCCUGGGCGCCUCCCACUCGUAUCGACUGAUCGCCGACCGCACCAGCAUCGUCAUUGACUGGGGCGACGAGUGGCACCAGCGCAUUCGUCGCUUCCAAAAGCGACAGCUGAAGGGCAAGUGCAAGUCAGUGCUCGCCGAUGGCGGUGGUGGUGGUGGUGAUUCUCGAAAGUAA
Messenger RNA from Rhagoletis zephyria (snowberry fruit fly), 1872 nucleotides. NCBI's taxonomy places the organism in Eukaryota, Metazoa, Arthropoda, Insecta, Diptera, Tephritidae. The record is from RefSeq and is a predicted model, not a curated record.